GUUUGUGGGCACACCACCAACGCUGGUAUAAAAGAGUAUAGUUUAAAUUGCGCUGUGAAACACCACAAAUAUAGAGCUUAACAAAGUAGCGUCCAAUGUGGUCUCCGCAGCGAGCAGUCGCAGCAAUUCUAGCACCGUGAACCAUCUGCAGAGCAUUUUUGAUGCUCUCACUAUUGCUCGAGAAGGUCGUCUACUCGGACUGUCACUUCAUUAUUAUUAAAUUCCUAAACAUCUUUUUUAUUUUAUAGUAUAUUUUAUUUAUAAAUUUUCAUUAGAAGUCUGAAAAUGAGUAAAAUCCUUAAAGUAGUAGGUGCCUCGUGGCUCCAAACCAAGAUUAGCUCAUAUGUUCUGGGAAUACUCGGUAUCCUGGCAAUAUUAGCUCUCUUCGUCGGACAGAUUGAAAGAAUUCAGGAAGAUGGCAAUUACGCAGCAACGGUAUUUUAUUCAGAGAAAACCGGAUAUCGCAUUGAAUACUGGGGACAAAGUAAUGAACUAGCCGAUAUACCUAAAGGAGCUGCACGAGCUUAUUUUAGAAUGGACGUUGAAACAACUGGGUGGUCUCUUUUAGAAGUAGAAACGGAUGCUUCAUACCCUGAUGAGAUUCAAGCGUACGCGGCUGGCAUAGUAGAAGGGGCGCUCACCUGGUCCCUUAUUCAUACUCAUCUAGAGAACACUAUAAGAGAACGAUGUGAUGGUACUUUGCUGGAGAAGCAAUGCAACAAACUACGGGACGCUCUUGACAAAUCCGUGGAAAUUUGGAAAUCACAUGCGUCUGAGCGCGGCAGUAUCGAUCCAUUGUGGCAUCAAAUCUCUCUAUAUUACAUUCAAAUCAGUGGUGUCUUUACUGGCUGGAAACAUGGUGUAGAACGUAGCCAAAAUGAAUAUGAUACCGAUAUAUCCGAUCUUUAUUGGUUGAACUCGGUCGGUGAGGUGGCAGAAAUUCAGCAUAAGCUGAACAUAUCACUAGAAGAUGACGUCAUCGACUCUUUGCCUGAUCUCUCCAGCAGCUAUUUAAGAAUUGUCAACGAAACUUCUGAAGGUACCACCACUAAAAAAAUCUAUCUCGCUCAAAACAGAGCAGGCAGUUACACUUCAAUGACUCGAAUCCUGAAACGUUAUAAGCUGAACUACCACCAAACAUCCACGAAUACUUCAGAAUUAGUCCCUGGGUUGUCUGUAGAUUUCUCAGGAUACCCUGGCUCUGUAACCAGCCAAGAUGAGUUCUACUUGGUGAAAGGACACAAGCACAGACUUGCAAUAUCAGGCAUACCAUUGAAGAACUACAACGAGAAACUUUGGAAAGAAGUUAAUAUAACUCAUCAAGUGCCACUAGGUCCACGUAUUCAUGCUGCCAAUCAUUUAGCAUCCAACGUAAGUUCAUGGGCUCAUAUCAUUGCAAAUAGCAACUCUGGUACUGGUUCAAAACAGUGGCUGUUGGUAGACUUUGAUAAGCUGGACCAAAUCCACGAACUGACCUUACAAGAAAACCUAUCCAGAUACAUGAACAACUACAUUAUCACUGAAAGCACAAUCACCAGGGAUGUCAAACACACGAUUAUUCACGGUAACAGCUCCACACAAAAUAUUAAAGGUCUAGCAUGGCUUGUUGAGCAAAUCCCUGGGCGUACUCAUUCCGCCGAUCUCACCGAAGUAUUACUUUCACAAGAUUACUGGGCUACUUAUGGCUUACCAUUUUUCAAUGAUAUCGGUGAAGACACCCAUAUCCAUCAUAUGGAAAAAUUAUAUGGGAACGUAUUUUCUGAAGCGGAGUCACCCAGAGCAGUUAUAUUCAAAAGAGGUUUCAAAAACGCCACUUCCUUAGACAGUAUCGUGAAGUUAAUGAGGCAAAACAACGUAACAGCCAUCAACCGUGCUGGUAAUGAUACAGAUUGUGAUGCCGGCAUCGCGUGCAUGGUAGAAGAAAUUGGUUACUGGUCUGUACUUGGCGUUCGUGGCGAUAUGGUUCAGAAACAAAAUGACGCGUAUGGAAUCAUCGAUACAAAAAUUGUCAGCGGCAUUGCCAACAAACAAUCUACUGAAUUUGUAGCUCUAUCUGGUCCUACGUAUACAAAACCAAAAACAAUUAAACAGAACAAAGGAAAUAUAGCACCAAUAUACACGCACCAGUUUGAUAAUAAACCAACUAUCGACGGCCUCGAAAUCAGAGAUCUUGUAAAACAGCAGAUUGAAGAAGCUCAACAAGAGGAUUUGGAAUAUCUCAAUAGAGAUGUUAUAAAACCUUUCAAAUGGUCUGAAAGCGAAUUCAAAGACAAAAAACAUCAAGGACUUCCUGAUAGUUGGGCCUUUGAACCAGUCGCACCGAAAUGGUCUUGGUGAAUCUUUUACUGAUUAACUUUUAAAUUUGUCCAAUUAAUUUUAAGGUCUAGCAGUUUAUUCUGUCAGAUGUUGACAAUAAUAAUUUAGUGUUUUUCUUUUUAUUUAAACAUCCAUGUAGAAAUAAUUAAUAUUUAUAAUCCAGUGAUAUUUUAUGUUCAUCAAUCAGAUUUAAAUCACCUUCAAUCAUUUUUUGGUUGUCUUGCGUUUUAUUUAUUGUCUUUUGUUAGGUUUACCUAUUUAUUUGUAUAUUUUGUCAACACAUUGAAUUAUAAUUUUUUGUUAGUUUUUUUUGUCAAGUCUUAGUAGUGUCAAUUGAAUUACUUAUAUGUUUGCAUAUCGUUUGUGUCUAAAAAUAUUUCAACGUUAUAUAAAGGCGUUGUAAUAUUUGUAUUUUGUGGGUAAAAUCACAUCCAGUUUUAUAUCUCAAAUAAAAUAUGUCCUAUUUUUAAGUAAUUUAAUAAAAUGAAGUGACUCAAAGAUAAGAUUUCGAUUUUCCACUCGAAAAUAAAAAUAUAUUUU
Molecule: messenger RNA, 2856 nt
Organism: Diatraea saccharalis (sugarcane borer)
Lineage: Eukaryota; Metazoa; Arthropoda; Insecta; Lepidoptera; Crambidae
Source: the annotation of a GenBank genome assembly